GCAACCAAACAGCAGCACUUGCGCACCAGCAUCCCAGUUGAUAACAUCGCUCGAUCCAGAGUUCCACCAGAGAUUACCAGUGAUCCAGUCCAGCCAGUGUAUCAAGCAGAAUGUCGCACUUUACCUCCGCCGUUGCCGCACUCCUCCUCCUCAGCCUGCUCGUCAUCCUUGGCGGCCAAGGUGCCCAGGCGGCCGUUGCCAAAGUCAAGCUGAGCAAUUCAGCGCAUCCCGGCAAGUGUGUGCUGGACACGAACACGAUCCUGUCGCCGGGACAGACGGGACUGGCGCCGAAUCUGCAGUGUGUGAGGGCCGAGUGCCAUGCGGAUGGCGUGGUGACCUUCAAGACCUGUGAUGCAGUUGCUCCGCCGCCCGGCUGCAAGCAGCGCGACUUUGUGAACAUCAAUCGCGAUUUCCCCGAGUGCUGCGAGCGCAAAUACAAUUGCGAGAAGCACAUCUAAAGCUAAUUAAUUCAAUCCUACAAUUGCUCACCUUUGCAAUGGUAUUGUUUUUAACCUCGAUCCUCGAUUUAUUUGUUUGUUCUUUUUUUUUUUUUAUUUAUUGUGUAUACUACAACAUAACAAUUAAAAUGUAAACGCUUAGCAAUACAAUUAAAUAAUUUAAUAGAAUCAUUAACAGAAAAUACAUAUGCAUGUACGCUUGCUUGUGUGGGCUUAGUUGGGUUUUUGGAGGAUGGAGGAUGGAGGAUGGUGAGACCAGGUUUGGAUCUACCUAGCUACCUAUCUCAUCUAUAUCCGAUAUCCACUAUCCAAUAUCCAAUAUCCAAUAUCCGAUUCGGCUCGUUCUGGCGUCGGGUUAUAUGGUACACCACCACUGGGCAUGGUUAUGAUAUAUGGCCCGAUUCGACGCUACACUACUAACUGAUUACACUAGAUGGCUGGCGCAUAAGACAUAAUAAAAUGAAAUACAAUUUUUAAAAAAAAAAAA
Drosophila yakuba is the source of this 945-nucleotide messenger RNA. RefSeq lists its product as uncharacterized. The coding region runs from base 111 to 458 and encodes 115 amino acids. Lineage: Eukaryota; Metazoa; Arthropoda; Insecta; Diptera; Drosophilidae. The record is from RefSeq and is a predicted model, not a curated record. The transcript is spliced from 2 exons.